Neurospora crassa OR74A is the source of this 2245-nucleotide messenger RNA. RefSeq names its product DNA polymerase epsilon subunit C. Gene Ontology annotation, biological process: transcription by RNA polymerase II; negative regulation of transcription by RNA polymerase II; positive regulation of transcription by RNA polymerase II. The coding region runs from base 532 to 1746 and encodes 404 amino acids. The transcript has 2 exons. The record is from RefSeq and is a predicted model, not a curated record. Gene Ontology annotation, cellular component: nucleus; negative cofactor 2 complex. Gene Ontology annotation, molecular function: transcription corepressor activity; core promoter sequence-specific DNA binding; RNA polymerase II general transcription initiation factor activity. Lineage: Eukaryota; Fungi; Ascomycota; Sordariomycetes; Sordariales; Sordariaceae.
UCCGCUUUCAGCUGACAGCACCUCACCUCAAACCCUUCACCUUCAAGUUGCCAACUUCCAACCCUGAGACUUACAUACCAAGUACCUCAGCUCGAGCCUUGAAUAGGUAACCAGCCUGUGUUGCCAGUCAUCCGACAACACGGAUUUGAUUUUCGCUUCAUACGAUCCAGCCAAAGCUGUGUUGGCAUUAUCAACCAGCUGUUGUUUGCUCCAUCUUCGGAUUGAGUAAAGGCGGCCACACUCAAGAGGUUCUCCUGCCCCACCAGUACUCGCAAGGUACUUACAACAAAGGGAGGAAGGCUCUCGGCGUACAAAAAUAAAAGCAAGACAGAAGGGGAAGUACGAACCAACCAAAGUGCCCAUUAUAAGUCGCGACGAGGGACGGCGGCACGGCACGAAAGCAGUGCGAUUCACUUUCCCAUUCACUCUACGUUCCCUACACAGAGCUGCCCAGUCAGCCUUCGAAGGGUUUUUUCUUUUGUGUGUUUUAUUCGAACGAACGCAACCACACAAUCACAAUCAGCCAAAAUCAUGUCGGGCAUUGGCGCCUCGAGCUACGCACCCAGGUCUCCAGACCUCUCAUCUUUAUAUAGCUCCGCCGGCCCCACCCACCAACACCUGCAGACCCAUGCCGAAGUCCUUCAAGUACCAGGCCCCAAACCGCUAUCACAGCAAACACUUUUUUCUCCGCAACACCAACACCACCACUUACAAGCGCAGUCGCAACCACACCUCCAACCUCUGCCCACCACCACCACCACCACCACAACCACCACCACCAUCGCAACACAACCCUUCGGCCUUUCUGCGAACACGUAUCAAGACCACCGCGCUUCGCAAUAUUGGCAAAACCCGUCGCAGUAUCUCCCACCACGCUCUCAGCCCGACAACAGCUUCUCGACGAACCACUAUUCGCAGCCGCAGCAAUCCGAGCGCCCGCAUCGCAUCCCCUUCACAAACAACCACGCGACAGGGGUUUGGAACGCGCAACAGCAAGCUUCGCAACGUGAUCUGCAUCACCUGCAGAACCAACACCAGUACAAAUACAACCAGCAGCAACCGCAGCAACCAUUACAACAACAGGCUUAUCCGCAGCUGUUCUCACAUACGCAACCGCAGGAGCAUCAGCAGCAGCAGCGCUUGACGCGAUCGCAGGCGCAACGGCCCCUCCAGCCUCUUCCUUCGCAUACUUCCAAUCCCAACCCGCCACCAGCCCCCGAACAGUCCAAUAUCCAAGCUGCGUCAUCCGUAGCGGCGCAGACCACCAAUACGAUGCCACCCAAGCGGGCCGUCGCGCAAGCUGCGCAGCAACCCCAACCUUCUCCAAUCCAGCCCUCGCUCGUAAAGACCAAGUUCCCAACGGCGCGCAUCAAGCGUAUCAUGCAGGCGGACGAAGAGGUUGGCAAGGUGGCACAGCAGACGCCGAUCGCAGUGGGCAAAGCACUCGAGCUGUUCAUGGUACAACUGGUGACAAAAAGUGCAGACAUAGCGCGUGAGCGUAAUUCGAAACGCGUAUCGGCACAGAUGCUCAAGCAGGUGGUGGAGUCAGAUGACCAGUGGGAUUUCCUACGAGAAAUUACCAGCAAGAUAGAGAACGACGACAAGGAAAAGCCAGCAGCCUCCGCGAGCGGCAGAGGCCGAACAAAGGCAGAGAGUGAGAGCGAGGAAGAAGCCCAGCCAGAAAAGAAAGGUAGAGGAGGAGCCGGGCGAGGAGGAGGGAGGGGAAGGAAGAAGUCUACCGCCUAGAAAGCCAUGAAUCAAAGAAGAGCCAAGUUAUAAUGCUCGAGGUUAGGCCAAAACACGAUUGAACGAAUGGAAUGAUGGCGUUUCGGUAAAUUGGGUCACAAAUGAGUAUAUGUUCUCUCGGCGUUCUCAACAUGGAAACAAGUGGCUGGAAAAAUGUCAACUCCUGCAAAGAACAAGUCGUAACCCGUGGACAAAAGUCCCGUUAUCAGAUUGGCAUGGCAUGGUGUUCGGUUUGGUCGGUCAGUUGAGGCUUCGGUGUUUGGGUGAACUGGACUGGUUGGUUUGAGUGGGUUGGGUAGCCAGCAUGGCGUUGCUGGUGUUGGGCAGGGGAAGAAUAUUCUGCUUUGCGACCAACGUGCGUUGAAUUUACUCUAAUUUAUUUGCUCGGGGGAAUCAUGAAAAUCAAAGCUCAUUCGCAAGGCUUCAUGCAAGCCUUGUCUCCGCCGAAACAGGUUCACGCGUUAACCCAUGACGUUCCCCUAGCAAUGAUAUCGCCUCC